AUUUUAUCUAGAAUCAUGUCGUGCUAGACUAAUGAUCAGGCGCUGAGGUAAGCUCUGUUGUCGGCCGCAUAGAAAACAAUAAUAUUGAGCAACCUAUUGCGGCGUUCGCUCACAGUUUAACAACGGACAUUGCAAUGGGAGUAUAGUCGGAACUCCCUAAGGAUACACCUUUUGAUACAAGUACAACCGUGAUCGUGAGGAUAUUGCAUUAAAAACGCAUUGCUCGACUCGCUCCAGGGCGCACAACAAUGAGGUAGCGUUACGUUCCAUUCAAAAGAAGCUGUUUUGAAGGUCACUGGGGAUGCAGCCAAACAGGAUAACACGGAUACCAUCUGCACAUGUAUCCACGGAGCCAACUGAAAUACAAACGGUUAAACUGGCCAUACUAGGCGCUCCGAAUGUUGGCAAAACGAGCAUCAUAGAACAGUUCGUCUGCAACACAUUUCACAGUGAAUACGACCCAACAGUUCAAAAACAAUUCUAUUAUUCAUCAGUAAUAUUUAAUGAUACCAUUUUUGAGAUUAAAAUCAUCGACUGCCCCGUGAUUCCUUACUUCCCUUUAGACUCUUUCUACGAAUGGGCGGACUACAGAGGAUAUGGUUUAAGAUCAGCCACGGCGUAUAUUUUAGUUUAUGACAUAACGUCUGACGACAGUUUCCAAUAUGUCCGCAUUAUGCGGGAACAAAUAUUGGAGAGUCGUCUUCACGACAUUCCGAUUAUCAUUGUCGCAAAUAAGUUCGAUCUCAGCCCCGACAAGGGUGUGUCUGGGCGCAGAGAGGUUGCAAACCUGGUUAAAAAGCAAUGGAAAUGUGGAUAUAUAGAAUGCUCAGCCAAACAGAACUGGCACGUUGUUUUACUCUUCAAGGAGGUGCUCAAAUGUGUGGACUGCAUGGAAUCCAAUCACAAAACUACAGCAGAUAGGGUUCAAGAUGCCCUGCGUAGAAAUCGAUGUACAAUUUUAUGACGACGCUAGCUACUGUGAUGUAAUAGUGAACUGUAAAACACGCACUUUUACCAGUUGAACCCUUCAUUUCAACGAGCUAUUCAAGCAGCAUGAACUUUCAUAUUCACUUGGGUAAAGCAGACCCGAUGGUACAAUGAGCUUGCUCGACGAUAGCAUGGCUGUGUCACGGGGCUAUAACGAGCUUGGUGGUAUGUUCAGCUACUCAACGUGGCUCAAAUGUUCACAGUAUCAUCGUUUCUGCUUUACCCCCCCCCCCCCUCCCCCCGUGAUAUUGAUACAGAUGUACUCUCUCCAGUCCCAGAUUUAGGUGUGUCACGUGAUAACGCACAUUUUGACUUGCUAUUUUAAUAAGACAAGUGAAACCUAGAAGAAGAGUUUUUGUUUUAUCACUCGUCAGGUGACAACAAUUUAUAAGCUUGUUCCUUUUUGAAAUAUAUAAGCGAACUCAGAAAAUGAUAGAAACUAAGAGGGGGAAUAACCCCAGGGUUCAGAGAU
This is a messenger RNA of Owenia fusiformis, 1459 nucleotides long. The record is from the annotation of a GenBank genome assembly. NCBI's taxonomy places the organism in Eukaryota, Metazoa, Annelida, Polychaeta, Sabellida, Oweniidae.